AUGUUCGAUAACGUAAUAUCAAAUAAGCCAGAAAUGGAAAUGAAAACGAAGAAAACCGGCGGCAAAAAAUCGGAACACUUUUCCGAGAUAAUACUGAUGAUGAUGAUGAUGAUCUUGAUGAUAGUAAUAAUGGAUAAUGAUGAUAAUAGUGAUAGUAAUUGUGAUGUCGAUUAUGUUGAUGAUGAUAAUGAUGAUUUUGAUUAUGAUGAUGAUGAUGUAUCAGACAAUCCGAAAUCAUUGGAACAAAUAUAA
Messenger RNA from Cercopithifilaria johnstoni, 252 nucleotides. NCBI's taxonomy places the organism in Eukaryota, Metazoa, Nematoda, Chromadorea, Rhabditida, Onchocercidae. The record is from the annotation of a GenBank genome assembly.